Messenger RNA from Dreissena polymorpha, 3394 nucleotides. Its product is annotated as two pore potassium channel protein sup-9-like. The coding region runs from base 1481 to 2569 and encodes 362 amino acids. The record is from RefSeq and is a predicted model, not a curated record. Gene Ontology annotation, cellular component: membrane. Gene Ontology annotation, biological process: stabilization of membrane potential; potassium ion transmembrane transport. Gene Ontology annotation, molecular function: potassium ion leak channel activity. NCBI's taxonomy places the organism in Eukaryota, Metazoa, Mollusca, Bivalvia, Myida, Dreissenidae. The transcript has 5 exons.
CUUGUUGACGGCUACGCGGUACCAAGCGUGUGUGUGUAUCGGGGAUGUAAAGAGGAAAUCGACGUGGAUUAUAUUUAUGGUUUGGUAGUCUAUGCUUCAAGUGACGUAAAUUAAACACGUGUAGGGGAUCUUUUAUAAAUUCCAAUAAACAUUAUCAUAUAUAUAUAUAUAUAUAUGUGCCCGUUUGUAUAUUUAUACUCCAAUUUGGAGUAUUUAUGAUACUCGCGUAAUGAGAUGUUCUUAUUUAUAUGACAACAUACUAUUUUUCGGAUGUCCCUGGAAAAUCGGAUAUCCUGUUGAAACCGAUAUGAGUUGGGAGUGUGAACGCGACAGCUGUUACUUCAAUUAAGAUACACUGUUUACUAUCUGAUAUCGAUUAAUCGUUUGUAUCAUUAUCGGUGUGCUAAUUACCGGUUUGUCGACUAUACACGCUGUUGAUUGCGCAAAUCAUAGCCGAUUGUUAUCCAAUAGUCAUUAUCGUGAAAAUUCAGCAUCAGUUCGCUUUAUUUGGUUUACGGAAUAUGACAGACGGUGCGCGAGUAGAAAAUAAAUCUGGUGUUUGAGUCAGUCGUAAAUUGUCAAUGAUGCUGAUUGUGUGGAUGCGUGUGUGUUAAUUCAGCAUCUUGGAAUUAAUGCUUUGGUCUGAAAAGAAGGAUUGAUAGCACAACUCGUGGGAAAACAGAAAUAUGAUUACAAUGGUAGCGAUAAUGGAUACCAUAUUAUGAGAUAACGUGUCACAAUUUGUGAAUAUUGUUACCAAUAUAAUAAAUGAUAAAGUUGUUUUUGAGUGCGGAUUUUAGGGCUUACAAAAAUUAUUCAUUGGAUAUGUAACUUAAAACGUGAUUUAAAAAGAAGGAGGAUUUAUACGAACUUGCAAGAAAGAUGACCACUUAAUAGCAGUUGAUGACACGAACUUUCAUUGAAAUUGCGAUAAUAGUAUACAAACAUUGGGCCCGUAUGUACUCGCUUCACGGUCAUCUCUAGGAAUUCACCUUCAACGAAACCAUUGACCAAAUUCACGGUAUAUAAAGUCGGAACGUUAAAAUUGGUGCAUUGGAAGCAAACGUCAGGAGAAAAUAGUCGUGCAUAGACAUCUAAUAAUUAAAUGCACAAUGAAAAACACUGACGGAAAGUGGAGAAUAUGAAUAAUGUGCUUUAAUAUUUAUAUGGACGCGAUCUUUGAUAUUUCUGUGAAUUACAUUUGGCAUAUCAAAACAUGAUAACCGACGAAGUCGAAUUUUGUUGCAUUUGAUAUCGCACUCGGUAAUAGAUUAAUAAAACACUCAGCGAAGAUUAUGUAAAACGCAAGUUUUCAAGUCGAUUUUAGAUUAGUCUGGGCCGAUAUUCAUAUACGAUGUCGACAGAAUCACAACACAACGCGAUACAACAUUGAACCUUAUGGCAGUUUUGAAUCGGGUGAGGCUCAAGACCCAGAGACAGUCUUCGCCACGACCACCCUUAAUCACGACGCCGUAUAGAUAUGAAGAAACAAAACACACGGACUCUAGCUCUUAUCGUCUGCACAUUUACGUACCUUUUAGUAGGCGCAGCCGUUUUCGAUGCCCUUGAAUCGGAGACGGAGAAAAAGAAGAGCAGGGACUACUUUAACGAGGAACAAAGCAUCCGUACCAAGUACAAUAUGACAGACGUCGACUUUAAUCUUCUGCGCAGGAAUAUCAUUCAGUCCGUGCCGUACAAAGCGGGUACUCAGUGGAAGUUCGCUGGGGCGUUCUACUUUGCUCUUACUGUGAUAACUACUAUUGGCUAUGGACACAGCACUCCACAGACUGACGCCGCCAAGAUAUUCUGCAUGAUCUACGCUCUUAUGGGUAUUCCCUUGUGCAUCGUGAUGUUCCAGAGCGUUGGUGAACGGCUGAACACUUUCGUCACAUACCUUAUGAAGCAGGGCAAAAAAUGCUUGCGCCUUAAGAAGACGGAAGUGAGUCAGACUAACCUCAUAAUAGUAACUAUGAACCUCAGUAUGAUAGUCCUAAUGUCUGGUGCUGCCGCGUUUGUGCAUUUUGAAGGAUGGGCGUACAUCGACGCCCUGUAUUACUGCUUCAUUACUUUGACCACUAUAGGUUUCGGGGACUUCGUGGCGCUUCAAAAGAAUAACGCGCUAGAACGACAGCCUCAUUACGUUAUCUUUAGUAUUCUGUUCAUAUUGUUCGGUCUGACCGUGAUAUCUGCUGCCAUGAACCUUCUCGUGCUACGGUUCUUGACGAUGAACACCGAGGACGAGCGCCGUGACGAACUGGAGGCUGCGGCCGCAGCCCAGACGGCCGUCCGCCUCGAUGGUGACGUCAUUACCGGAAACGGAACCGUGGUUUCUCAGGCGCAGGAGCACCCUGAGUACAGUGAUCAUAUUUCGGUUUGCUCAUGUUCAUGCUACAAAAUUCGCUCAAAGGAUAAGCAUAGAUACAAGGUCACUCGAUCUCCAACGAGAAUAAACCAUCUCUUAACAAUUAACAAUUCCGUUCAUGAGAAGGAGGAUAUUUACUCAUUUAUCGAUGAGAACAAUAGCACGUCCAAUUAUAGCUUUCUUCAGAAAAAGAGAGCCUCUGUGUGAAUCCAGGACUCUAUCUAUAAAGCUUCUUAAUACAGGUUGAAUGUUAAAUCAUUCAUCUAUAGUUUCUUCAAUUGCUGACAAUUUUUUUGUUCCGUAAAAUGAUUUAUGUUUAAUCAAUAAAGUUUUAUCAUGUAUUGGUAAAUUAACGUGGACGUUUGUCUGUGCCACGUUGAUAAGAUGGGUCGCGUUAUAGAUAAUUCGCGUUAUUUUUCGGUCAGCGCUGCUCCAGACCAGCAUGCUCAAUCGUUACUUGGAAUUAUAAUAGUUAAUAGAGGCUUAAAAAACUAAAAACCACGAGAUUGCCUGAGAGGCGAUAAGGAUUUAAGCGUAGAAAAUACAUUUUCUUUCCUCAUCUCGAAUGUAAUCAAAAGACCAUGACUGAAAGGAAAAUCAUACACCAAAUGAUUAUGAAAUUAAAGAACAUGACGUUAUAAUUCUGCGCGAGUUUGCUGCAUACAAAACGUCAGAUGGGUUUAUUAAUUCGUGUAUGCGGGUAGGACGACGAGCUUAAAUUGAAAGCCUCAACAACUUAGACUUUAGUAAAAAGCUUUGUGGAUACAAAGUCCAGUAAGAAAUUGUUGUGUUGGUAUGUGCUAAUGUCUACUAGAGAAAUCGUCAAUUAAAUAAACUUAUAUUUAUACCGCAUGCUAUUGAUGAUGCCAUAAUGUUUUUCACUACAUAUACCUUUAUCGAAAGUAAAAGGAUGCUAUACAUACGCAUCUGUUGCCAUGUUUACGUCGUGACCCUUUAAUCUGCUGAGUUCACCAUGUUAUAUAUUUGAUAUAUUAAAUGUUAUAUAGUGGUAAGCUUACGAAGAAUCGGUCG